UAAAUCCUGCUGUUACCGUAAUCCCAAGUCAGUCUGUGAUCGUUGGAGAAAGUAUAUUACGGACGUCCAAGUGAAGAGACAUAAACACUGUUGAACUUGCGUCUCUGUCGUAUUUGUAUAUUCUAGGACGAAAGUCACAACAACGCAUUGGAUAUCCUGAUAAAGUUUAACAACGGCAAAAAGCAACAGCACAAUGAGAUUUUUGGUAACGGGCUCGUUCUUGUUGAUCGCGCUCGCCGUGCAUGCGUCAACUGCAGAGGAAUGGUCGUGGGGCAAUGACAAGACCAAAACCAAGGAGCAGAAAGUUAAGCCUUCGGACUCCUUAGUAGCCACGGACCGUGAAGCCAAGUCGAUAGACUCAUAUUCGACGGCUAAUGACGACAGCAGCCAAGAGAGUGAAAUCUCAUCUACCAACGGGACGGAUGCUCAUCCCAGACAUCUCAUCAGAGAUAGACUGUGCGGCUUGGGACUUAUGGAGUGUGACGAUGACGAGUUGGUGGAACCCAAACGUUACAUCGGUCCUCAAGAUUUGAUUUACGCGCAGCCCGUGUCACUGAAACCAGUCGGACGUCCCAUCGCCGCCAUACCGAUUAAGUCGACCGGAUCACCACUGCAGUCAUCCGUUGGAUACGGCCCACCACGUCCCGUCCCGUACCCGUCUGGCAGUUCGUCUUACGGUAAUGGCCCAUCGUCGUACGGUAACGGCCCACCGUCGUCAUACGGCAGCGGCGGUCCGUCUUCGUUCAGCUCCGGCCCACCCAUACGCAACAGGCCUGGAUCACUGUACGGCAUCAGCAGCCGACCACCACAGGUGUUUGAGUCCGAGGCCGCCGAGUCAUACCGGCCCAAACAACCAAUUUUAGGAGGUGUUCCAUCCGUAGCCUUGCCAGCCGGCGGCCUACAACAGCACGUCCACCAUCACUACCAUCACGGCGACGGCGCGGACGGUAUCAAGGCCGCGUCGGCCGUCGUUGACUCAGGAUUCGGUCCAAUAAGUGGCCCAAUCGGCGGUUCGCUGUACGGAGGCGGUGACGGUCCUCAAUCUUUGUACGGACAGAGCAGCAGCUUGACCAACAGCUACGGGGGCAGCUUCGAUAACUACGAGACUCCAGGUGGCCCACUUUACAAGAAACAACUCAACAUCAAUGCACCUCCACAAUCGAAUUCGCUGAACGGACCUUACGCCGGUGAACGGUAUCCGUCCUACGAGACCCCAAGGGCCGACAACUAUGGGUGCUAUUGCGUGCCGUAUGACCAGUGUCUGCCACAUGAAGUGGCCCGCAAGGAAGACGGCAUCGCGGGUAUCGACCCAAGAAACCUACACCAACAAGGCAAAACCGACAUUGAGGCCAUCGGGCUUGACGAGGUGGUAGUCACUGACGGCAACGGUACCAUCGUGUCACACCACAAGCCGACCGCGGACGUAGCCACCGACAAGCAGGCCAAAGCGCGUCGACGCAGGGACGCCACACAAAGCAAACAAGACGCCGAACCGCGAAAAUUCGGGGGUCUUCUCGGGGGCAGUUCAGGAGGAGGAGGCGGCGGAGCCGAAGACUCUGACGACACCGGAAGUUCCGGCGUCAAAGUCCGACCCACGUUUGGAGUAUCUUUUGGACUACCUUCCGGCGGCGGUGGUGGCUACCCAAUUAGCCCCUAUGGUCCCAAUCCCUCAGUGAACCCAUACGGCCAUUCCCUGGGGGGUGGUAACGGCCUUAACCUGGGUUUAGUCAGCGUUAACCCGUUAUUGUCGUUGCAAGUCAGCAAAGAUGAGUAUGGUGAAAAAAUCGUCAAACCCUGGGUGAACUUACACGUGACACCCAACGCGGGCCUAGUGCACAAAGUCGGCGAUAUCGUACACAAGCUCAAGUCACCACACUACGGCGGUGGUUAUGGACACGAAUAUCCCCCCUCAUAUCUUCACCAACAUAACCAUUACCACGUGCCACCUCCACCUUCACUACCACCGUAUCAUCAUAGCGGCCCUUCGUAUUACGGCCCAUCCAAACCAUUCUACCACUCCAAGCCAUCGUUUGGUGGGGGAUACGGAGGAGGUGAAUAUGGUGGUGGUUACGGAAGUGGUGGUUAUUAUGGCGGUUAUAGUAACAGUGGUUAUGCACCCGAAUAUCACUCGUACAGGGAGGAUGAGUACGAUGACCACGGUGGUUACGGUGGAUCACCUGCCGGAGAUUAUUACGGCCAACAAUCUGACGAUUUCGAUUCUGACUCGUACUAUAGGAGUUCCAACGUAACCGGUAGUGGUAACAGUGGUAGUGACAACGGUGGUUACAAUAGCCACGACGAAUCGUCGUCGUUCGGCGCCGCGGGUAGUCCAAAAGUAGCUUUUCCCAACGACCGACAGUCUACGGGGUCCAUUAAAUUCGUAGGUGGCAGCCAACGAAGCAAAAGAGAUGUGGAAGAGCGUCAGUCUUCGUAUUCGGCUAAUGGCCGUUGCGGUCCCAGACAAGUGUGCUGCAGACGACCACCAGUACCUAUCCAUUCGGGUUCAUCUUCCAACUACGUUAGCGCCGGACAAUGCGGUAAGAGAAACACGCACGGAAUCACCGGAAGGAUCAAGACGCCGGCAUACGUUGACGGAGAUAGCGAAUUCGGUGAAUACCCGUGGCAAGUGGCUAUCCUCAAGAAGGACCCUCAGGAGAGUGUUUAUGUUUGUGGAGGUACACUGAUCGAUUCGUUGCACGUGCUCACUGCCGCCCACUGUAUCAAGACGUACCAAGAACAAGACUUGCGCGUCCGUUUAGGUGAAUGGGACGUAAACCACGACGUGGAAUUUUACCCGUACGUAGAAACAGACGUUGUCAAUAUGGUCAUAAACCGUGAGUUCUAUGCCGGCACGUUGUACAACGACCUGGCUAUACUGCGAAUGGACAAGCCCGUUGACUUUUCCCGGAACCCACACAUUAGCCCAGCUUGCUUGCCGGAUGCAUUCUCCGACUUCACCGGACAACGGUGCUGGACAACCGGCUGGGGCAAAGACGCCUUUGGCGAUUAUGGAAAAUACCAGAAUAUUCUAAAGGAAGUGGACGUACCAGUGAUUUCUAAUCGCCAAUGCGAAACGCAAUUGCAGCAGACCCGCCUUGGGUACGACUUCAAGUUGCACAACGGUUUCAUAUGCGCGGGUGGUGAAGAAGGAAAAGACGCUUGCAAGGGUGACGGCGGUGGUCCAUUGGUUUGUGAGCGCGCCGGUUCAUGGUACUUAGUCGGAAUCGUCAGCUGGGGCGUGGGAUGCGGACAGCCUGACGUGCCCGGUGUCUAUGUCAAGGUGUCGCACUACUUGGACUGGGUCAGACAAAUCACCAACAAAUACUAGGACGAAAGAUGAAUCCGAGCGGAUUAUUAUUUUUAAUUUUUAAAUUAUUUAUUUUAAAUUUAUAUUAGUAUACUUACUAUAUUUUUUGAAAUUGUCG
Messenger RNA from Diuraphis noxia (Russian wheat aphid), 3425 nucleotides. RefSeq lists its product as uncharacterized. Lineage: Eukaryota; Metazoa; Arthropoda; Insecta; Hemiptera; Aphididae. The record is from RefSeq and is a predicted model, not a curated record. Gene Ontology annotation, biological process: proteolysis. Gene Ontology annotation, molecular function: serine-type endopeptidase activity.